GGAGCCGCAGCCUGGGCGCCGCCGCCCUCCGCCGCCGCCAUGCCGUGGCCGUUUUCCGAGUCCAUCAAGAAGAGGGCCUGUCGCUACCUCCUGCAGAGGUACCUGGGCCACUUCCUGCAGGAGAAGCUGAGCCUGGAGCAGCUCAGCCUGGACCUGUACCAGGGCACCGGCUCCCUCGCGCAGGUGCCCUUGGACAAAUGGAGCCUCAAUGAAGUCUUGGAGUCGGCUGAUGCGCCUCUAGAAGUCACAGAAGGAUUCAUCCAGUCCAUCUCUCUGUCGGUGCCAUGGGGCUCCUUGCUGCAGGAUAACUGUGCCCUGGAAGUGAAGGGGUUAGAGAUGGUCUUCCGGCCGAGACCGCGCCUAGCAACUGGUUCUGAGCCCAUGUAUUGGUCAAGUUUCAUGACCAGCAGUAUGCAGUUGGCAAAAGAAUGUCUCAGCCAGAAACUAACCGAUGAACAAGGAGAAGGAUCCCAGCCUUUUGAAGGACUUGAAAAGUUUGCUGAAACCAUUGAAACAGUACUAAGAAGAGUGAAAGUCACUUUUAUAGACACUGUUUUGAGAAUUGAACACGUGCCAGAAAAUUCUAAAACUGGAACUGCACUUGAAAUUCGAAUAGAAAGAACUGUGUACUGUGAUGAAACUGCCGAUGAAUCCUCAGGAAUUAAUGUACAUCAGCCCACAGCUUUUGCUCACAAGUUGCUUCAGCUCUCUGGAGUAUCUCUCUUCUGGGAUGAGUUUUCUGCAUCAGCAAAAUCUUCCCCAGUGUGUUCAACAGCACCAGUGGAAACUGAGCCAAAGUUGUCACCUAGCUGGAACCCCAAAAUUGUUUAUGAGCCACACCCACAGUUAACUAGAAAUUUACCCGAGAUAGCACCCUCUGACCCAGUGCAGAUCGGAGGGCUAAUUGGUAGGUUGGAGUUAAGUCUCACAUUGAAACAGAAUGAAGUGCUUCCUGGAGCAAAGUUGGAUGUUGAUGGACAGAUAGACUCUAUUCAUCUGUUCCUGUCACCAAGACAGGUGCACUUGCUUUUGGAUAUGUUAGCAGCUAUUGCUGGACCAGAAAAUUCUAGCAAAAUAGGGUUAGCUAAUAAAGAUAGGAAAAAUCGACCUAUGCAGCAGGAAGACGAGUAUCGAAUUCAGAUGGAAUUAAACCGGUAUUAUUUGAGAAAAGAUUCCCUCUCUGUGGGUGUAUCUUCAGAGCAAAGCUUUUAUGAGACAGAAACGGCUCGUACACCAUCUAGCCGUGAAGAAGAAGUUUUCUUCUCCAUGGCUGAUAUGGACAUGUCUCAUAGCCUCUCUUCUCUUCCACCCCUUGGGGACCCCCCAAACAUGGACCUGGAGUUAUCAUUAACUAGUACUUACACGAAUACCCCAGCAGGAUCGCCAUUGAGUGCUACUGUGCUUCAGCCAACUUGGGGAGAAUUCCUUGAUCAUCGUAAAGAACAGCCAGUAAGAGGGUCGACGUUUCCGUCCAACCUUGUGCAUCCAGUGUCUUUACAGAAGGCUGCUCUUCCUUCUAGGUCUGUUUCGGUGGACGAAUCCAGGCCUGAGCUUAUUUUCAGACUGGCUGUGGGAGCUCUCUCAGUCUCCGUGCUUCACAUUGAUCCUCUGUCUCCACCGGAGACGGCCUCAAACCUUAACCCCUUGACAUCCAUGGCGAUAGCUUUCUUCGCUUGUAUAGAAAAGAUCGAUCCAGAAAGAUUUUCAACAGAGGACUUGAAGUCCUUCCGAGCAGUGUUUGCAGAAGCUUGUUCACACGAUCACCUUCGGUUUAUAGGUACUGGAAUCAAAAUAUCCUAUGAACAAAGACAAAGAUCAGCUUCCCGUUAUUUUAGUACUGAUGUUUCCAUUGGGCAAAUGGAGUUUUUGGAGUGCCUGUUUCCCAGUGAUUUUCAUUCUGUUCCCCCUCACUAUACAGAGCUUUUAACGUUCCGUUCCAAGGAAGGCUCUGACGCCCGUGGCCUUGCGUGUCUUCAGCUUCACUACAGGCACUGUGAGCCUCGGGGACCCCAGGGUAGUCAAGCAAGGCUUAGUUCAGUUCCUCAGAAGGCAGAAUUACAAAUUAAAUUAAAUCCAGUAUGUUGUGAACUGGAUAUCAGUAUUGUGGACAGGUUAAAUUCCUUGCUUCAACCACAAAAACUUACUACGGUAGAAAUGAUGGCAUCUCACAUGUAUACUUCAUACAAUAAACAUAUUAGUCUGCACAAGGCUUUUACUGAAGUGUUUCUAGAUGACUCACAUAACCCUGCAGACUGUCGGAUAUCCGUGCAAGUUGCCACACCAGCACUAAAUCUUUCUGUUCGCUUCCCAAUACCUGAUCUUCGAUCAGAUCAAGAAAGAGGCCCGUGGUUUAAGAAGUCUCUUCAGAAGGAGAUCCUUCACUUAGCAUUCACAGAUCUAGAAUUUAAGACGGAAUUUAUAGGAGGAUCAGCUCCAGAACAAAUUAAAUUGGAACUUACCUUUAGAGAACUCUUUGGCUCGUUCCAGGAAGAGAAAGGAGAACCAUGUGUCCAGUUUCUCCAGGUGUCUAGUGGGGUGGAUGGAGACACAGCGUCAGCAGAUGACUUUGACUGGCCACGAAUAGUAUUGAAAAUCAGUCCACCUGCCAUGCAUUCCAUUUUGGAGAGAAUAGCAGCUGAGGAAGAAGAAGAGCAUGAUGGUCACUACCAGGAGGAAGAGGAGGGAGGCGCACAUUCCCUGAAAGAUGUCUGUGAUCUGAGGAGACCCGCCCCGUCUCCUUUCUCUUCUCGGAGAGUGAUGUUUGAAAACGAGCAGAUGGUGAUGCCUGGAGACCCUGUAGAAAUGGCAGAGUUUCAGGACAAAGCCAUCAGCAGUUCUCACUACGUGCUGGAGCUGGCGUUCCCAAACAUUCACAUGGCACUGCCUAGUAAAGGCUUUUAUGAGAAGCUUUAUAACAGGGUCUUUAAUGACUUGCUACUGUGGGAACCCACAGCUCCUUCACCGGUAGAGACAUUUGAAAAUCUUUCCUAUGGUGUUGGGCUUUCAGUGGCCAGCCAGCUGAUUAAUACCUUCAACAAAGAUAGUUUUAGUCCAUUUAAAUCAACAGUUCAUUAUGAUGAGGAAAGUGGAUCUGAGGAGGAGACUUUGCAGUAUUUUUCUACUAUUGAUCCCAACUAUCGUUCCCGUAGGAAAAAAAAACUCGACUCUCAAAACAAGAACUCACAGAGUUUUCUCUCAGUUCUUUUGAACAUUAAUCAUGGAUUAAUGGCGGUGUUCACAGAUGUAAAGCAAGAUAAUGGAGAUCUGUUGGAAAACAAGCAUGGUGAAUUCUGGUUAGAGUUCAAUAGUGGCUCAUUAUUUUGUGUGACGAAAUAUGAAGGUUUUGAUGACAAGCACUACGUUUGCCUUCAUUCUAACAGUUUCAGUCUGUACCACAAAGGUGUAGUGGAUGGAGUGAUUCUUCCCGCAGAAGCCCGCCUGCCCACUUCAGCCCGCCCGCACUGGUUGGAGCCUACCAUCUAUUGCUCUGAAGAAGAUGGCCUCAGUAGAACUGCCACGGAUGGGGUGGGGGGAGAGAAUCCGAAUAUGCUCUCAGUGGCGGUGAAAAUCCUGUGUGAUAAGUCAGAGUCCAACACCAAGGAAUGUCUCGUUGCUGUGGGACUGAGAGGAGCCACUCUGCAGCACGCGGUGCUCCCUGCUGGCCUCAGCUGGCACGAGCAGAUUUUAUACUUUUUGAAUAUUGCUGAUGAACCUGUUCUGGGAUAUAAUCCUCCAACCUCACUUACGACUUUUCAUGUUCAUCUCUGGAGCUGUGCACUUGAUUAUAGGCCACUUUAUUUGCCGAUCCGCUCUCUUCUUACCGUGGAGACAUUCAGCAUUUCCAGUAGUGUUGCAUUGGACAAAUCCUCUUCUACUCUCAGAAUAAUCUUGGAUGAAGCAGCUUUACAUCUGUCUGACAAAUGUAACGCUGUCGCUGUCAACCUGAGUAGAGAUUACGUGCGAGUGAUGGACAUGGGGCUUUUGGAAUUAACCAUAACUGCCGUCAAGUCCGAUUCUGAUGGAGAAUCUGAGUCCUGCUUUGAGCUGCACUGUUCCAGCGACGUUGUCCACGUCAGAACCUGCUCAGACUCCUGUGCAGCCUUGAUGAACCUCAUUCAGUACAUGGCGAGCUAUGGGGACCUGCACGCACCCAGCACGGCGGAAGUGAAGCCUGGAGCCCCUCAGAGAAAGUCAAAGGUAGAUUCUGGUGGCCGCUCAUCCUCCCGUGGUCCAGUGCUUCCUGAAGCAGAUCAGCAGAUCUUACGAGACCUGAUGAGUGAUGCUAUGGAGGAGAUCGAUAUACAGCAAGCCACUUCCUCUGGGAAACCGCAGGCCAAUGGUGUUUUGGAUGAAAUUUCUCAAAUCCAGGAGCCUUGCUGCUCCGACCUCUUCCUGUUUCCGGAUGAGAGUGGGAAUGUGUCCCAGGAGCCUGGUCCCACCUACACCGCGUUUACUCACCACUUGAUUGGUGAUGCAGUGACAGGUGCGCCCACUGAAAAUGAUGACUUUUGCAUCCUAUUUGCACCAAAAGCCGCCCUCCAGGAGAAGGAGGAAGAACCAGUGAUAAAGAUCAUGGUUGAUGACACAAUUGUGAUAAAAGACAAUUAUUUUAGCGUGCCUGUUAAGAAGACAGAUAGCAGCAAAGCCCCAUUGCACUUUCCACUCCCCGUAACUCGGUAUGUCGUUAAGGAAGUCUCUCUCGUCUGGCAUCUUUAUGGAGGAAAAGAUUUCGGAGCAGGACCCCCUACUUCUCCAGCAAAAAGUUAUGUGAGUCCGCACAGUUCACCUUCUCACACACCCACAAGACACGGCCGCAGUACAGCGUGUGGCGGGAAAGGAAGGAACCAUGACUUUUUAAUGGAAAUACAGUUAAGCAAGGUGAAGUUUCAGCACGAGGUCUACCCGCCCUGCAAACCCGAGUGCAGCCCCAGUCUCGCGGAGCACCCGGUCUCCCGGCAGGUGUUCGUCGUGCAGGACCUUGAAAUCCGAGACCGCCUGGCAGCGUCACAAAUGAACAAGUUCCUGUACCUUUACUGCAGCAAGGAGAUGCCUCGGAAAGCUCAUUCGAACAUGCUGACAAUCAAGGCCUUGCACGUGCGCCCGGAGUCUGGCAGGUCACCCCAGGAAUGCUGCCUGAGAGUGUCGCUGAUGCCGCUUCGCCUCAACAUCGACCAGGAUGCCUUAUUCUUCCUGAAGGAUUUCUUCACAAGUCUCUCUGCAGAAGUGGAGGUUCUCAUGACCCCGGACCCGGAAGUUAAAAAGUCUCCUGGAGCUGAUGUUACCUGCAGUUUGCCGAGGCAUUUGAGUACGUCAAAGGAGCCAGAUCUGGUUCUUUCUUCCCCCGAGCCCAAGCAGCCUCCCCUCAGCGACGGUGCCAGCCCCCUGCGAGAGGUUGAUGGGGCAGGAGAGGACUUCUCAGCGGAAGAGGCGUCCUCCGGUGGUCAGCCGGUGUUCUUCAGGGAAUUUCGAUUCACAUCGGAAGUUCCUAUUCGGCUUGAUUAUCAUGGCAAACAUGUAUCCAUGGAUCAGGGUACACUAGCGGGAAUUUUGAUUGGCCUGGCUCAGUUGAACUGCUCUGAGCUGAAGCUGAAGAGGCUCUUCUAUCGGCAUGGUUUGCUAGGUGUUGACAAGUUGUUCUCAUAUGCAGUCACUGAGUGGCUUAAUGACAUUAAGAAGAACCAGUUACCGGGAAUCCUGGGAGGUGUGGGGCCUCUGCACUCACUGGUACAGUUAGUGCAAGGCCUAAAGGACUUGGUCUGGCUGCCGAUCGAGCAGUACCGGAAGGACGGUCGCAUCGUGCGAGGGUUCCAAAGGGGUGCUGCUUCCUUUGGUACCUCCACAGCGAUGGCCGCGCUAGAACUCACAAACAGAAUGGUUCAGACCAUACAGGCCGCGGCGGAGACUGCGUAUGACAUGGUGUCUCCUGGGACACUUUCUAUCGAGCCCAAGAAGACGAAAAGGUUUCCUCACCACCGCCUGGCCCGCCAGCCGGUAGACCUGCGGGAAGGUGUAGCCAAGGCCUACAGUGUUGUGAAGGAGGGAAUCGCCGACACAGCUCAGACCAUCUACGAGACGGCGGCUCGGGAACACGAGAGCAGGGGUGUUACUGGUGCCGUGGGCGAAGUCCUGCGCCAGAUCCCGCCAGCAGUGGUGAAACCUCUGAUCGUUGCCACAGAAGCGACAUCAAACGUUCUAGGUGGCAUGAGAAACCAGAUCCGACCGGAUGUGCGGCAGGAUGAAUCACAGAAGUGGCGCCACGGGGAAGACUGACUCCCAGCGUGACUCCCGGGGAGACCCCGAUGUGGCAACGCGCGCGUAGUGCCCCGACGGCAGCUUUAGAGGGACUCAUUUCAUUUUAUUGUGCUCAUCUCAGGAACAAAGGCAUUUUUUAGUUAAAUAAUUUAAUGUUGAAACAACAUGCAGCCAGAAGCUUUGGACGUUGUAGGGCUGGUUUGGUGCCGGCCUGCAGACACGCUCGGUGGCUGGUGUCAAAGGGCCUUGACGUGUUUGCUGCCAAGUUAGUGAAGUGCUUACAUCCAUUAAAAUAGCUGUACUUCCUGUUACAGACCAGAUCUCAUUGGAAACCUCCUUUUACAGCUCAGAAACAUUGUGGAGCACUUUUUUUGGGGGGGGGGGGGGGGCGGGGCACCUGUCGGGUCCAGGUCUCACCUCCCCACACCAAAGCAGUGGGAGGUGAGCUGCGGCCCCUGGUGGCUCUAGGCACAGAAUCUCACCCGCGGCCAUCGCCAAGGCCGGGGUGAUUUUCAACCAACACUGUUGGAGAGCACUCUUAAAACACUAUAGGUAGAGCUCUGGGGAGUUUUGCUCAUGGUUUAAGAAGAGUCACAGCCUCAACAGUUCCUUCAGAAAGAGAGACAAAGCCCCAGGGGAGCAGAGCGCAUAGGAUUGUCAGAAAUGCCGGCGAGAAGACGUGCCCGCUCGGUCGGAGUCCGCGUCCGUGCACUUAGAGCGGCGGCGCUCCUGUUGGCUCAGCCCUGCCGUUCUGCUGUUGCACUUUAUCCUGUGUGUGUGUGUGAGGUUCCCGCAAGUCACGUGCACUGUACUUUAUGUCAUUGACAAACUUACCUUGCAGCAUAAAGACGAGUGGACGCGGCUCGAGGUGACCUAAGUGGAACAGCUUCCCCCGCGUGUGUUCCGUCAUGGCCCGGGGCCCACGUAAUUGUGUAUACGUUCAACUUAAAGCAAGUGAGCGCAAGCUUGUUAGGAAUGUGUGGAACGGGAGAUGAGAAGUGGUUUGUACUCUUUUAAAAUGAAAUAAAAAUCCUCCAGCUAUGCCCUAGUCAGCUAUUUCACAGUACCAUUUUUACUUGGUUAACAAUGUACAUUUUGAUAACCUGUCAGGAAUGAAUAAAGUAUUUUUAUUUAAA
Molecule: messenger RNA, 7388 nt
Organism: Lepus europaeus (European hare)
Lineage: Eukaryota; Metazoa; Chordata; Mammalia; Lagomorpha; Leporidae
Gene: ATG2B
Product: autophagy related 2B
Exons: 42
Coding region: 40-6270 (2076 amino acids)
Biological process (GO): reticulophagy; autophagosome assembly; autophagy of mitochondrion
Cellular component (GO): phagophore assembly site; extrinsic component of membrane
Molecular function (GO): phosphatidylinositol-3-phosphate binding
Source: RefSeq, a predicted model, not a curated record